AUGAGUGUUGAAAACCCAUCAAAACAAAAUAUUAAAGAUUUUCCUUUCCUUGAACCAAGGCCUAAAAAUUCAAUUAUUGACACUACAAGUAGCGCCUUUGCUCAAUCAAAAAUUCGUUCUGAAAUGGCUCAUGUUAAUAAAGAUCAAAACACUUCACCAAAACCAAAAUCACCAUUAAAUGGCUCUCCUAGAACUUCAUCUGAAGUUACGUAUCGCCAAUAUGACAACCGUACUGAAUUAACAAAUCAUAGUGAUCCAGCUAGACCACCCAAAAUUGCUGCUAGUGCUGUGAGAGAUUUCGAUAAUAUCAAUGCAAUAACGAAAACACCAAGAAAAGUCAGAAUUUCAACACAAUUAAACUUUCUUGAUCUUCGAAUUUCUAAUAAAUCACUCUUAACUCUUAUUGGUACACUCGAGUCCACUGUUAAAGAACAAUCUGAUAAACUUUCAACAAUACCAUCAUUUGAAGCAAUGGUAGAGACACAACAAAAACAAUUUGAACAUCUUAAUAAAGUUGAAGAACUAAUAACCACAUUAACGACUAAAAUGAAUGAACAAGAUAAUGAAAUCAAAACUAUAAAAAAUCAAGCACGAACUACAUUAUUUUACGAUCCAAAAUCUCUUCCAUUAAAAUCUCUUCCACAUAUUAUUUUUGACAGAGCACGUGAUGAUGUUACGAUUCUCUUCUCAGUGGUGAUAUCAUUACUUUAUACAGUUUAUAUAUUUCCUGUUAUUGUAAUAGCAAAAACAACCAUACAAAUAGCUGAUAAAUCCAGAGAAAGAUUUCAGGGAAUAGAAAAAUCAAGUUAA
Entrophospora candida is the source of this 810-nucleotide messenger RNA. The record is from the annotation of a GenBank genome assembly. Lineage: Eukaryota; Fungi; Glomeromycota; Glomeromycetes; Entrophosporales; Entrophosporaceae.